ACACAAACGAGUGCACAGGAAACCCAUGCGGGGAUCUGGGGGCGUGCACCAACACACCAGGAUCCUACACAUGUGUCUGUAAUGCAGGAUAAAAACGAGUGCACAGGAAACCCAUGCGGGGCACAGGGGGCGUGCACCAACACACCAGGAUCCUUCACAUGUGACUGUAUUCCAGGUUACGAGUUCGACGGAACAACAUGCACUGACAAAGAUGAGUGCACAGGAAAGCCAUGCGGGGCAGGGGGGAAAUGCUCCAACACACCAGGAUCCUACACAUGUGUCUGUAAUGCAGGGUACGUGUACAGCGGAACAACAUGCGUUGACAAAAACGAGUGCACAGGAAACCCAUGCGGGCCACAGGGGGCCUGCACCAACACACCAGGAUCCUACACAUGUGCCUGUAAUGAAGGGUACGAGUUCGACGGAAUAACAUGCGUUGACACAAACGAGUGCAAAGCAAACCCAUGCGGGCCACAGGGGGCCUGCACCAACACACCAGGAUCCUACACAUGUGCCUGUAAUCCAGGGUACGAGUCCAACGGAAAAACAUGCGUUGACAAAGACGAGUGCAAAGCAACCCCAUGCGGGGCACAGGGGACAUGCACCAACAACGAAGGAUCCUACACAUGUGCCUGUAAUGCAGGGUAUGAGUUCGACGGAACAGUUUGCAAAGACAAGAACGAGUGCAAAGCAACCCCAUGCGGGGCACAGGGGACAUGCACCAACAACGAAGGAUCCUACACAUGUGCCUGUAAAGGAGACAAAGACGAGUGCAAAGCAGACCCAUGCGGGGAAAGGGGACAUGCGUCAACAACGAAGGAUCCUACACAUGUGACUGUAAUGCAGGACAUAGACGAGUGCAAAGCAACCCCAUGCGGGGCACAGGGAACAUGCACCAACAACGAAGGAUCCUACACAUGUGCCUGUAAUGAAGGGUCGAGUUCGACGGAACAGUUUGCAAGACAAAGACGAGUGCAAAGCAACCCCAUGCGGGGCACAGGGGACAUGCACCAACACGAAGGAUCCUACACAUGUGCCUGUAUGCAGGGUAUGAGUUCGACGGAACAGUUUGCAAAGACAAGACGAGUGCAAAGCAAACCCAUGCGGGGCACACGGGACGUGCACGAACAACGAAGGAUCCUACACAUGUGCCUACAAAGACGAGUGCAAAGCAAACCCAUGCGGGGCACAGGGGACGUGCACGAACAACGAAGGAUCUUACACAUGUGCCUGUAUGAAGGGUACGAGUUCGACGGAACAGUUUGCAAAGACAAAGACGAGUGCAAAGCAGACCCAUGCGGGGGAAAGGGGACAUGCGUCAACAACGAAGGAUCCUACACAUGUGACUGUAAUGCAGGGUACGAGUCCAACGGAAAAACAUGCGUUGACAUAGACGAGUGCAAAGCAACCCCAUGCGGGGCACAGGGACAUGCACCAACAACGAAGGAUCCUACACAUGUGCCUGUAAUGAAGGGUACGAGUUCGACGGAACAGUUGCAAAGUUCAGAGCUAAUUCUAACGAAUUUAAAAAUAUUCACAGCAGAACAUCUCUGUCGAUCAUAUCCUGGCAUGACAUCGUCCCUCUGA
This is a messenger RNA of Octopus sinensis (East Asian common octopus), 1587 nucleotides long. RefSeq names its product latent-transforming growth factor beta-binding protein 2-like. Gene Ontology annotation, molecular function: calcium ion binding. The annotation marks the transcript as partial. The record is from RefSeq and is a predicted model, not a curated record. The transcript is spliced from 15 exons. Lineage: Eukaryota; Metazoa; Mollusca; Cephalopoda; Octopoda; Octopodidae.